CACCUGCGCCUGUGCGCUUCGUCUUCGAGGUUGCGGCGCCGCGCUCGCCACUUUCCUUCUGUCCCUUUAAAUCGCGACUUGUUUUUCCUGUGCUGCACAAGUGCACAAUCCCUGACUGAGCAAAAGGGCUUCCUCUGCAGGAAAGGACGGGAAAUGCCUGAUCCAGCCAGCCAGACCUGGAAGCGCUGAGGCACCGCCGGGAAGGGAUGCGCAGCGAGCGCGCUGCCGAGUACACCGGAGAGCUAAAGAGUCAGCAGCAUGUCCCGUCCUGCUCCUCGUCCCGACUCUCGCCUUUUCUAGGACUAAGUUUGUCGCUCUGUGGAUGUGGUUGUGUCUGCGAGAAGAGGAGAAGAUGAUCUGAUGUCAGCCGAGGCGCGGCGCGGCGCGGCUCCUACAGCAUGAGCGCAGAUUGCAAGAAGCCCCCUCUAGCUCCAAAACCAAAGUCACUCAGCCAGCGGUCAUCGAAGGUGCCUUCAUCCCUGAUGUCUAAAUCAUCAUCUAAUGUCCGAGGUCCAAGGCCCCCAAUUCCUCCCAAGCCAAAGCUGCAGGAAACAUUAGAAGAGAAGGACUCCAUUUACAAGAACAACAACCUAAACCGAUGCAUUAAUGGGAAGCUGUUGUGCUCCACGCAGGAGAUUGAUGAGGAAUUCAACAACUGCUCAGAUCUGGAUGAUUUUCCAAUCUCAGAGGAUGGGUACAUCAUGUAUCCAGACGACGAGGGGCUGAACGACGAAGGAGACGAAUUUGGAAAUGAUGACUCGCAGCUGUAUGUGCAGUCUCCUGGAGAAAAUGGGGAUGAUGGAGAGGAAAAAGAAGAAGAUGAAGAGUGUGAAACUAGGGAUUUGGAUCACUUUGACAGUGCCGACGAGAGGCAAUCGUUUCAGCCAAGUGAACUACGCUUAAGUGCCCUGACCGAAGAACCAGAGAGCGAAGACGAGACAGACUCCGUGCAGCCUAACUACACGAGUGACUGUGAGCAUUUAGAGGCUGAGAUAUCGGAGGAUGCCAUACCUGACACCGAUGUCGACGGGGAAGAGGGUGACGACUGCAGCGUCUGUGAAGAUGAUCCAGCAUUUUCCAGCAGUAACUUCAAUGGGGCUGAGGGAGAAGAGUGUGACGCCAAAGGAUUUCCAGAAGAUGUGUGUGAGAAUCCUAACCUGGUAAAUGAAGAACACUACAGCAGUGGAGAUCCGCUUUAUGAUUCUUUGGAGGUUGGCACUGAGUUCAUCAACAUGGAUGAGGAUCAAACAUUAGAGGAAGUGGACACUCGGGAUCCGCUUAGUGUUUUGUUUGCGCAUGAGCAACAGCAGCAAGAUGAGGAAGAGGAGGAAAUAGAAGGAGAAGAAGGAGAAGGUUCCCUCAUCAAUGUCAGACAGAACUGUCCCAUCAUACCCACAGAUGCAAUUUCCUACUCAGAAGAGGAAAACCAAUCCAACGAAGUGACAGAGGAAGGAGCUACUGAACUUCUAGGAGAGAAGGUGUCUUUAUGUAGUCUUUCAGAAGUGGAACAAAACGUAUUGUUUUCACAGAUCUGUGUAACGCAACCAGAGGGCACAACUAUAGAAUCUGGAGAUGAGGAUAAGGUAUCCACCCAAGAACUGUCGCUUGAGAUUGAAAAAGAUGGAAUCUCUCUCACAAGUGGAAGAUAUGUGGAAUUACAAAAUGCAGAAGACACUGAUUUGUUACCUUCUACUCCACCCUUGAUGGGCAGUGAUACAGUUUUAGAAACACUAAAAGACUGUGAAUACUAUGGUAUUACCCAUUCUGAGACUUGCCACCAGGAGGAUGAUGAUGAACUUCAAACUGUUUUACCUGAAGUGAUGCAAACCAUCAAUGUGGAUGAGUAUUCUCAAGAAAAAGCAGUAACAGAUGAUGAUAUGGACUUUGAAGGUCUCAUAGUUCCCUACAACGAAGGAACAGAACUAGAAAAAGCGGAGGAUACGAUCAGUGAGGAACAUGUCUAUGAAGAAGCAGGGCCGGACAUGGACGGUGACAAUCUGAGCUAUUUCCCUACGGACAGAAAAAGCAUUGUGACGAGAACGAGAUCUCUUUCUGCCAAGAUGCCUGGGUAUGUGCCAGAGACUGUGCCUGAGGAGUGCGGUCCAGAAUCCGAUCCAAACCACACCAACGAAUAUUGUACCGUGUCCUUGGAUAAAUACGGCCAACCAUUUAGUGAAGGUGAAUGCUUUGACGUCAGCCGAGGCAGCACUCCUAAGUCACGACGUUUUAUGUUGUAUCCCCGCUCAUACUCUGUAGAAGGUCGUGAUAUGCCAAUGUCAGUUUAUCGAGAAAACGAUGGCUCCUUAGCGGAGGAUUUUCGAAUAAAAAGGAAAGAGGACAAUCUAUCCCUGCCUUGUUUUAUCGGGUCUUCGGGCAGUUUUUCCCAGAGAAGCAACCACCCCUCCAGUGGAAUGUCAACUCCCUCCUCCGUGGUAGACAUUCCACCUCCCUUUGAACUGGCGUACAUCACAAAGAAACCCAUAAACAAAAGUACCCCGUCGCUCUCAACAGAAGGCGACUCGCCGGACAAGCAGAAAAAGAAAAAGUCUUCGUUCAAACGAUUUCUGACUUUCACGUUCAAAAAGAAAACCGAAAACAAAGUUCACGUGGACGUGAACGUUUCUUCUUCUCGUUCCUCAUCCGAAUCGAGCCAUCACGGACCUGUACGAAUUCUCGACAUGGAUAGACGGAGCAUCGGUAGCUCUCCCAAGCCAGUUUCCCGGUCUGGAAAAACACGAGCAUCCGAUUCGCCAUCGACAUUUCUAUUCUACAAGGACAGCAAACGAAAAGGGACACCAAAAACGUUUAGCAGGAGCGUAGCGAGAGUGGAAUCCUUCGAGGAUCGCUCCAGGCCGCCGUUCAUGCCUCUACCCUUGACAAAGCCCAGGUCUAUUUCGUUUCCAAAUGCUGAUACGUCUGAUUACGAGAACAUUCCGGCAAUAAACUCUGACUACGAAAACAUUCAGAUUCCUCCAAGGAGACCGACCAGAACUGGAACGUUUACAGAAUUUUUUGAGGAUCCCAGCCGGGCCCUCUCUUCUGCCAAUGAAAACGAUGGAUAUGUUGACAUGAGCAGCUUUACCACUUUUGAAAGCAAACCUCAAACACCCGACCAGGAAACUGAAAGUGCCUACACUGAAGCUUACAAAGGAAAUCCUGUGCCAGGCAUGGCAGAGAGGAGCAAAGUCUCAGAUGAGGACAACGAGAAGAGCUCAGCAGAGGAAGACGGCAUCACAGAUCACAUCCAGGACAGACAGGCUGAUGGCCAAUCAAGAGCAUUUUAUAUAGCCAAGGAGCUGCUGGAUUCAGAAAAAGUGUAUAUGGACAGCCUGAAGCUGCUUCACGUGGACUUUCGAGAGGUGAUGCUUGAGGCUAACAGACGACAAAGUGAGCCGCUGAUUGAGGACGAGCUCCUGACCACCGUCCUGCGCGACCUGCCAAUGGUGUACAGUCUUCACCGGGAAGUCCUCGGAGAGCUGGAGGAGCGGAUUAGUAACUGGGAAGAGCAGCAGGGGAUUGCUGGUAUCCUCGUUUCCAGGAGAGCUCAGUUCUCCAUCUUUACUCGGUACAUCGCCGAGUUUGAUAGGAACAUGGCCCUGUUGGAUGAGUGCUGUCAGAAAUCUUCAACGCUCUCAAAGAUGAUCCAGCAGUUUGAGCAAAGACCGAGUGGAGCCACCAUUAACCUGAAACACCACCUGCUUAAAGUUGUAAUCCGAAUCCUGCAGUACUCCAUGCUCCUUACAGAUUAUCUUAACAACCUUUCUCCAGACUCCAAAGAAUAUGAAGACACACAAGCUGCCUUGGCGAUUGUCUCUGAAGUGGCGGACCGGGCCAAUGACUGCAUGAAACACGGGGAAAACCUGCGUCGACUGGUUCACAUUGAGUACAGCGUUCGGGGCCAGAAGGAGCUCCUGCGGCCAGGAAGGGUGUUUGUGAAAGAGGGAACAUUGAUGAAGGUUUCGGGGACAAACAGACACCCCCGCCAUUUGUUUCUGAUGAAUGACGUGCUGCUGUACACGUACCCUCAACAGGAUGGGAAAUACCGGCUGAAAAACACGCUGUCUCUGUCGGGGAUGAAGAUCAGCAAGCCCUUUCUGGAGAGAUACCAGAAUGCACUGAGGAUCGACACCGUGGGCCGCUGCCUUACUCUCUCUGCGGGAUCGGGCAGCGAGAGGGAGGACUGGUACCACACCCUGUGCCGGGCCGUCGCCGACUACACUGGAGGACAGCACAUCAUCUCCGGCUCAGAGGCAAGACAGCCCUUUUCUCUGGAUAUUUCCAUUACUAGUGGAUUCUUUGGUUUAUGGACAUUCUGGCUGUCGUUUAAGGGCAGAGAUAAGCUGUGGAUGGGACUGGGCGAGAAGCCUCCAGCACUGGUCCCCGUGUCCCACGUGAUGAUGUGCAUGAACUGCACCUCCGAUUUCACUCUCACAAUCCGGCGUCACCACUGUCAUGCCUGCGGAAAGAUUGUGUGCCGCAGCUGUUCAAGAAACAAAUAUCCACUCAAGUACCUCAAGGAUCGACUGGCGAAGGUCUGCGAUCAGUGCUUCACGGAGCUGAAGAAGAGAGGUGCCGACACCACAAAGCCUGUUGACAAUCUGAGGCCCCGGUCAUCCAGAUCUGCAGGUCGCCCCCUCUCAGCCGUUUUUCUCAGCAUCCAUCCGCAGUUGCUGUGGAAGCCACGAAAAAGCUCCUCACCUCUAGCACAGGUCUCAGCCUUGGCAGAGGGCUCCUCCAUGAGUGGCCCUCUUAAUCGAUGUAAGAAGAGUAAGCGCCACUGGAAGAAGCUGUGGUUUGUCCUCAAAGACAAGGUGCUCUACACUUACAUGGCCAGUGAGGACAAGGUUGCUACUGAAAGUCUGCCUCUGCUGGGCUUCACGGUGAAGCUGUUUCAAAAAGAAGAAAGUCCAGAGCCGGCCUUGGUCUUCCAGCUUUACCACAAGAAAACGCUGUACUACACCUUCAGAGCUGAGGACACCUUCACAGCACGGAGAUGGAUAGACGCCAUGGAGGAAGCAACAGUAUUAUAGCAGUGGCUUAUCUCUGCCAGUCAUUCUUCUCACGGACCCUCCUGGUGGAGUUGACAAGUCCCACUCAGCAGUCUGCAACGAUGCAUUUGCUCAACGUGGAAUGAAAAGACACAAAAGACGUUUUGAAUUUCAACCACUGCUGAUGCACACCAAAAGCUGUUAAGAAGAGAAGAGACAGCUUUGUAGUGUGAAGAACGUGCCCCCUUCUUUUUCCACCUCCAUCCACAGUCAGACUUCAGACAGAAGCCAGGAUGGAGGUGUGUCUGCACUUUAUUCCCAGAACCAACUGAAAUUUUCAUCAGAACUUCCUUCAAGACCCCUGCCUGGCCAAUGACCCCAUAAUCUACAGUAACUUGGACAAGUUUUGUACAUUGGAGCAAUUCUAGGGCUGGGCAUGUGCGCCAAGCAUUAUGGAAAAUGAUGAGACACGGUCCACUUGGCACACUUGUGGUGGCCUGGCACAGCAAGAAUUUUACAACUCAUACAUUCAAGUCGUACUUUGCCCACAUUUUACAAUUCUGAUUAAAUUAUGAGAGGAUGACUCGAUGUCACCCGUUCAGCUCUCUGGUUCCUCACUUGGUCAGGAGCAUCUCCACCAGGUUCUCCUCAGGACAUGACCUACGUGCGAAUGUCGCAGAAUUAGGGCUUUUGUGACGUUUGGGAGACAUUAUGGAAGAAGAGCGUUAUGAAUAGGAUGCCAUGGCAACCACAAACACAGCAGCAUCCGGUCAUCUGAUGCCCAACUUUUUCAGUUUAUUUGUUUCCUUUAUUGCUCUGAUAAUGUGGCAGCACUGUCCUCCUGUUUGUGAAAUGAAUAAUCCUUUAAGGCUCGACUUUUUGGAGUACAAGUCUAUUUUUAGCUCUAUUCAAAAGAAAUGUCUAUAAUAGGAAAAUGCUGCCAUUCUUUCAGGAUGCUUGGUAAAUUUUAACAAACAAAAAAAAAAGCAACAAUAAAAGGUGGAUCAGC
Messenger RNA from Erpetoichthys calabaricus (reedfish), 5997 nucleotides. Its product is annotated as FYVE, RhoGEF and PH domain-containing protein 5-like. Gene Ontology annotation, molecular function: guanyl-nucleotide exchange factor activity; metal ion binding. NCBI's taxonomy places the organism in Eukaryota, Metazoa, Chordata, Cladistia, Polypteriformes, Polypteridae. The coding region runs from base 399 to 5030 and encodes 1543 amino acids. Gene Ontology annotation, cellular component: cytoplasm. The record is from RefSeq and is a predicted model, not a curated record. The transcript is spliced from 22 exons.